Molecule: messenger RNA, 1818 nt
Organism: Bactrocera latifrons
Lineage: Eukaryota; Metazoa; Arthropoda; Insecta; Diptera; Tephritidae
Exons: 7
Coding region: 1-1533 (510 amino acids)
Cellular component (GO): nucleus
Molecular function (GO): protein binding
Source: RefSeq, a predicted model, not a curated record
AUGUCGAACGCAGCAGCAGCACAAUGGGUGAAAUUCUUCAAUGCAUCUGGUAUACCUUCACCAGCGGCAGCCAGUUACGCACAUAUAUUUGUGGAAAAUCGCAUACAAAAUGAUAUGUUAAUGGAUCUCAAUAAAGAAUAUUUGCGAGAAAUGGGUAUAACACCGAUGGGCGACAUAAUAGCUAUAUUAAGGCAUGCAAAGACUGUGAGUGAUCAAACUGCUAGAGAAAAAGUGCUCACCAAUUCGGAAAUGUGUGUGCCCAUUGCAGCCGUACCGGCAAACCCUCAUUUAUCACAAGAGCGUCCAUCAACGACUACCACGAUUAGACUAAAAUCUGUGCCAGUAACAUCAAGUACUUCAACCACAAGUAGCAGCCGUGUAUAUCUAAAGUCUUCAGAUGAGUUGGGUGAACCAUUGUCAAAGCAAACUCGACGCGUUUUACCAGAGCAUGAAGGUAAAUAUAAAAUAAAGCUUCCCUCUGGUAGCACAAAGCGAAGCAAGGAAAUACUUGCCAAAAAAGAAAAAUUAUAUUCACAACGUGAAAACACACAACGUUCCGAUGUAUUUGAACGUCUAGCUAAAAACUCUUCAUCCACUAUAGAUUUGGCUAAAGAUGAUACAGAUGAUGGCGAAAUUAGUAGUGGAAGUAGUAACAGUAACGCGAAAGCAACAACUAUACGCAAUGUACAAGUACGAGUAACUGGUGUCGGUGGCAACAAUAAUAAAUCAGUUGCUGGUUCAUCUAUAUUUUCACGUUUGGGCGGAAAAUCACAGGAAGAUGCUGAUAAUGAUUUAAUCAUAGCUAAACAUAUUAAACCAAUAUUAAAAAACACUUCGAAAACAACAAAUCAUUCUACAAUAGUAAAAUCUAAGAUCGUAACUUCAAAUAUAUCACCUGUACGCAUACAUCCACAAAAACAAAAGGUUAUACUGGUGAAGAAGGUACCAUUAAAAACAAACGAAAGUGACGACGACGAUAAUAAUUCAAUGUAUGGUGAUAAUGACAUUGAUAUGGAUGAUAUCGUUACCAGCUCCAAUGCUGUAAGCAGCAGUGAGAAAAUUGUGAAAUUUGCAUCAACCGCAGAGGUGCAUGAAAUAGCAUCGGUACCGCGAUUUAAACAAUCUCCCAACGAAAGAAAUUACAAAUCAAAUGGUGGAAGCGUUUAUCAAGGCAACGCUGUAGGUGGCGUAAAAUCAAGACUGGGUUUGAACACGAUCUUGCAUACCACAAAGAAAACGUACAACUUAAAGGCUGCCAGCAAUAUCAAUGCAAAAUCACGCAUUAGCCCCGUCAAAGCAAAAUCUUUGCGAUUGAAGUCAGAUGAAAUUCUGAUGCGUCAGGAAUUACCAGUACAUCGUCGAUUGGGUGGUGCAAGUAAUAUUUGCAGUUCUACAACACAAGGCAAAUCGGUGUCGGCACUUACAAAGCGUGUCGGUAGAGUUAAUAUUUCUAAGAAAUCAUCUCCAAUACAAAGAAGACCACAAAAAAGUUCAGCGUCAUCAGUUUUUGAUCGUUUAGGUUUUAACAGUUAAGUUGCUAUUGUCUCGAAUAAUUUUUAAAAUUUUUUAAUGUGUGAAAAAGAGAAAAUCUUUAAUUCAAGUUUCAAACGCCUAUCACAAAUUGAGGCAAGAAUAAAGAAGUAAUUUGAACUUGUUUCGCGGUAAUUUUGGCGUUUUAAAUUCAAGCAGAUCAACCAAAACUUUUUUAUUUAAAAAAAAUCACACUUCUUGAUUAUUUAGAGUUGUUUAUGACGUUUGUGACUAAUAGUAAGACUAACUGAGACUGCAGAAGAUUAAUAAAAAAAUUGCUAAAAUUAA